Pterocles gutturalis (yellow-throated sandgrouse) is the source of this 479-nucleotide messenger RNA. It is a transcript of the gene ERMN, whose product is annotated as ermin, ERM-like protein. Gene Ontology annotation, biological process: regulation of cell shape; actin filament organization; regulation of cell projection organization. The record is from RefSeq and is a predicted model, not a curated record. NCBI's taxonomy places the organism in Eukaryota, Metazoa, Chordata, Aves, Pterocliformes, Pteroclidae. The transcript has a single exon. Gene Ontology annotation, cellular component: filopodium; paranode region of axon; neuronal cell body. Gene Ontology annotation, molecular function: actin filament binding. The annotation marks the transcript as partial.
GGCUGGGUGGCGAGGGGACACCUGCAGGCAGCGGGGACCUGGCGCUGGGGACCACCACAGCGAUCCCCAGCACGGAGCCCACCGGUACCACGGCAGCCUGUGCUGAUGAAGAGCCCGCGGGGACCACCGCAGCCAGCGCUGGCGGGAGAGGGGAUGCUGCUGAGGAUGAGGAGGAGGAGGAAGAGGAGGAGGAGGAGGAGGACACCGAGGAGGAUGAGGUUCAGGUGAUCGAAAUGAAGAAGGAGAACGGCGAGGCGACCUGUCUAAAGCAGCACGACAGUGGCCAGGAGGCACCUUCCCCGACCAGCCCCUGCUGCAACUCCCAGGCGGAGAAACCAGGGGAGCCGCCCAGCCUGGGGAAGAAAAACGACAUCUCCAGACACAGCUACUCCCGAUACAACACAAUCUCCUACCGGAGGAUCAGAAAAGGAAACACCAAACAGCGGAUCGAUGAGUUUGAGUCCAUGAUGCACGUAUGA